Messenger RNA from Pterocles gutturalis (yellow-throated sandgrouse), 1402 nucleotides. It is a transcript of the gene SF3A1, whose product is annotated as splicing factor 3a, subunit 1, 120kDa. The record is from RefSeq and is a predicted model, not a curated record. Gene Ontology annotation, biological process: mRNA cis splicing, via spliceosome; regulation of alternative mRNA splicing, via spliceosome. The annotation marks the transcript as partial. Gene Ontology annotation, molecular function: protein binding; RNA binding. The transcript has 9 exons. Gene Ontology annotation, cellular component: U2-type prespliceosome; U2 snRNP; catalytic step 2 spliceosome. Lineage: Eukaryota; Metazoa; Chordata; Aves; Pterocliformes; Pteroclidae.
GAACUUUAUUCCCCCCCCCCCGGCUCAGAUGAUGAAGAUGAAAGUCAGAAGGUUCCUCUUCCUCCAGAAACCCCGAUGCCACCACCUCUUCCUCCCACGCCAGAUCAGGUCAUUGUGCGGAAAGAUUACGAUCCCAAAGCCUCAAAACCAUUACCACCUGCCCCAGCUCCAGAUGAGUAUCUUGUUUCCCCCAUCACUGGAGAGAAGAUUCCUGCCAGUAAAAUGCAGGAACACAUGCGAAUUGGUCUCCUGGAUCCUCGCUGGUUGGAGCAGCGUGAUCGAUCUAUCCGUGAAAAGCAGAGUGACGAUGAGGUCUAUGCCCCAGGUUUGGAUAUUGAAAGCAGCUUGAAGCAGCUGGCAGAGCGCCGUACUGAUAUCUUUGGUGUAGAAGAGACUGCCAUUGGUAAAAAGAUUGGGGAAGAAGAAAUCCAGAAACCAGAGGAAAAGGUGACCUGGGAUGGGCACUCAGGCAGCAUGGCCCGCACACAACAGGCUGCUCAGGCCAAUAUUACUCUCCAAGAGCAAAUUGAAGCUAUCCAUAAGGCCAAGGGCCUGGUGCCAGAAGAUGACAGCAAGGAGAAGAUUGGUCCCAGCAAACCCAAUGAAAUCCCCCAGCCACCCCCUCCUUCAUCGGCAUCCAACCCCCCAGCCAGCGCUCAGCCCAUCACGUCCGUGCCUCGUCCGCCCACAAUGCCCCCUCCCGUUCGUGCCGCUGUUGUUUCUGCAGUUCCAGUCAUGCCUCGUCCCCCGAUGACUCCUGUGGUCCGUUUGCCUCCAGGAUCCGUCAUAGCCACCCCCAUGCCACCAAUAAUCCACACCCCGCGCAUCAACGUUGUCCCCAUGCCGCCCUCUGCUCCUCCCAUCAUGAGCCCCCGCCCGCCUCCCAUGAUAGUACCAACAGCAUUUGUUCCUGCCCCUCCUGUGGCCCCGGUUCCUUCCCCGGCACCCAUGCCUCCUGUUCACCCGCCACCACCGAUGGAGGAUGAGCCGGUCUCAAAGAAACUGAAGAGCGAAGACAGCCUGAUUCCAGAGGAGGAGUUUCUGCGCAGGAACAAGGGUCCGGUCACGGUUAAAGUCCAGGUUCCCAACAUGCAGGACAAGACAGAAUGGAAACUGAAUGGCCAAGUGCUGGUGUUCACCCUGCCGCUCUCAGACCAGGUGUCUGUUAUAAAGGUGAAGAUCCACGAGGCCACGGGGAUGCCGGCUGGGAAACAGAAGCUGCAGUACGAGGGCAUCUUCAUCAAGGAUUCGAACUCCCUGGCUUAUUACAACAUGACGAGCGGCUCCCUGAUUCACCUGGCGCUCAAAGAAAGGGGAGGCAGAAAGAAAUAGGCGUCGUGGAGCCCAGAUACGCAACGUGGCUGCGUUGCUGCUUGUGUAACCCCAACCUUUCGAAUCCUCC